CGGUUCUGGUUCCAACUUAUCCGACGACUCUACUUUCUUCAUAUAUUAUUCAUUGUUCUCCUCUGAAAACCCUAGACAUCGCAGAAGAAAACCUUAGAAGCAGCGGCUUCAGCUUGGGAAUUUCGAUACAAGAUGAAGUUCAAUAUUGCAAAUCCGACCACUGGGUGUCAAAAGAAACUCGAAAUCGAUGACGAUCAAAAACUCCGGGCAUUCUAUGACAAGCGUAUCUCACAGGAAGUAAGUGGAGAUGCCCUUGGGGAGGAAUUCAAGGGCUACGUUUUUAAGAUUAUGGGAGGAUGUGAUAAGCAGGGAUUUCCCAUGAAGCAGGGAGUGCUGACUCCUGGACGUGUUCGCUUGUUGCUUAGCAGAGGAACCCCUUGCUUCCGAGGAUAUGGAAGGCGCAAUGGAGAGCGUCGGAGGAAGUCUGUUCGUGGUUGUAUUGUCAGCCCAGACCUAUCUGUCCUGAAUCUUGUGAUUGUUAAGAAAGGUGAAAAUGAUCUUCCUGGCUUAACUGACAUUGAGAAGCCUCGGAUGAGAGGCCCAAAGAGGGCCUCUAAAAUCCGCAAGCUUUUCAAUCUCUCCAAGGAAGACGAUGUCCGCAAAUAUGUCAACACUUAUCGUCGCACUUUCACCACCAAAUCCGGGAAGAAGUGCAGUAAGGCACCAAAGAUUCAGAGGCUGGUUACUCCCCUUACGCUGCAGAGGAAGCGUGCCAGGAUUGCAGAGAAGAAGAGGAGGAUUGUGAAGGCAAAGUCUGAGGCGGCUGAGUACCAAAAGCUUCUUGCUUCGAGGCUCAAGGAACAGAGAGAACGCAGGAGUGAGAGCUUAGCCAAGCGCAGAUCAAAGCUUUCUGCUGCAUCAAAGCCGUCCGUUGCUGCUUAAGCACAAUCUCAAUAAGGAAAAUUAAGUUUUAGGUGGUUGUUGUAAUGGCCUCAAGAAAACCUAAUUUUGAUGUGUGUUGAGUGAGUUUUGAGGAGUUUUGUUAUUUAUAGUAUCUUUGUUCUUGAAGUACAAUAUCUUUAUUUUACUUGGGUUAAAAUAUAUUUUAUGUUUUAGAUAAGCA
Messenger RNA from Dendrobium catenatum, 1063 nucleotides. RefSeq names its product 40S ribosomal protein S6-like. Lineage: Eukaryota; Viridiplantae; Streptophyta; Magnoliopsida; Asparagales; Orchidaceae. Bases 133 to 882 code for a protein of 249 amino acids. Gene Ontology annotation, biological process: translation. The transcript is spliced from 6 exons. Gene Ontology annotation, molecular function: structural constituent of ribosome. The record is from RefSeq and is a predicted model, not a curated record. Gene Ontology annotation, cellular component: ribosome.